AUGAUUGUUAGUUCAUGGAAUGUUAGGGGGUUACGAGGUGAUGGGAAGUUGCGAAUGGUGAAGGAACUUAGGAAUAAACAUAAGUUAGAUAUGGUUGGGUUGACUGAGACCAAAAAGCAGGUAGUGACAAGGUUCGACGUUACAAGAAUUUGGGGAAAUAACGGUGUAGGAUGGGAAUAUGUGGGAUCUGAUGGUGCCUCCGGUGGACUGUUGUUAAUUUGGAAUGAUUUGGUGUUUAGAGACUUUAAUGAAAUAGUACACGAAGGGAAAAGAAAAGGUGGUACUAGUUUAACUCAGUCUGCGGAAGAAUUCAAGAGUAUGCCGCUUUCUGAUCGCAAAUUUACAUGGUUCAGGGGACGGUCUUGUAGCCGGAUAGAUAGGGCUCUGCUGAGUUUGGAGUGGUUACAAGAGUUCCCAGAGUCUCGGCUUCGAGGUGGGCUGAGGGGCUUGUCAGACCAUUGCCCUAUAAUACUUGAGGACAGGAAGUUGUCGUUUGGUCCAAGCCCGUUCAGAAGCCUGGACUCGUGGUUCACACAUGAGGGUUUUCUCAGAAUGGUGAAGGAGGAGUGGAGAGAUCUAGGGGAUAAACCUUUCACAGAUAAAUUUAAGGCUUUGACUGUUCCAUUGGGGAGAUGGCAUAAGGACAAUUUUAGUGAGAUAGACAAAAAGAUUGCAAAAUUUGAGGAAGAAAUCAAGAGACUUGAUGAUAUGAUAAGUAAUGGAGUGUAUGAUGGAACAAUGGAGGCUAGAAGAAAGGCGUUGGUCACUUGCUGUGAGAGAUGGUAUGUGAGAAAAGAGGUACAUGGGAAACAGAUGUCUCGGUCUCGGCAUGCAAAGGAUAUGGACAAAAAUACAAGGUACUUCCACAAUAUAGCAUCAGCAAGAAGGCGGAAUAAUUGGAUUGAUACACUGGUAAUUAAUGGCAAAAGGGUCCGGAACCAAGCUAGAAUAAAGAUUGCUAUCAGAGAAUUUUACAAAGAUUUAUAUCAUCAAGAACGGUCUCCCAAGGUGAGCUUCAGGGAUGGGUUGGUGGAGAAAAUAGACGAGCUAGAUGCUGGGACUUUAGAAGUGCUACCGUCGGCUGAGGAAAUCCGAGAAGCUGUAUGGGACUGCGAGUCAUCUAAGGCACCAGGGUGUGAUAGGUACAACUUGAAUUUCAUCAAGAGAUGUUGGGAUGAAAUUAGGGCAGAGUUCACGGCAGCAUUAAUGGAGUUCUUUCAGACGUACAAGCUACUGGCGGAUUCCAAUAUCACUUGA
Molecule: messenger RNA, 1257 nt
Organism: Arachis duranensis
Lineage: Eukaryota; Viridiplantae; Streptophyta; Magnoliopsida; Fabales; Fabaceae
Exons: 2
Coding region: 1-1257 (418 amino acids)
Molecular function (GO): catalytic activity
Source: RefSeq, a predicted model, not a curated record